UGGACUACGAGUCCCAGCAUGCCUCGGGCGAGCAUCGCCCGGCCGGCUCUCAGCACCCCCCCGCCAUAAAGAGAACACGCCGCAGUGUAUACUGGUCCUCUCCUCUGCGUCCAUGGAGCCGCUGCAGGGCCGCCUGUGAGAGUCCGCUCGACAUGGCCAAGAACCAGGACGUGGAGCGCAUCGCCAAAAAACUGGACAAAAUGGUCCACAAGAAGAACACGGACGGAUCGUUGGACCUGCUGAAGGAGCUAAAGAACAUGACCAUGUGUCUGGAGACUCUGCAGUCCACAAGAGUGGGAAUGUCCGUCAACGCUGUGAGGAAGCAAAGCUCAGACCAGGAAGUUCAGAAUCUGGCCAAAGCACUAAUCAAGUCCUGGAAGAAAUUAAUAGAUGGUUCAGAGGGGAAAUCGGAGGAAAAAGAGAAGAAGAAGAACGACUCUCCUGUGAGGACGUCGUCGACCUCCAAGGACUCGCGCAGCAGUGAGACGAGCAGUAAGACCACCGCUGAGCCCCCCGCCGUCACCACCUUCCCGCCCGUCCCCGUCACCACCGACAGUGUCCGCAAUAAAUGUCGAGAGCUGCUGGUGACGGCGCUGCAGACCGACGACGACUACAAGACCAUCGGAGUAAACUGCGGUGUUCUUGCCGCCCAGAUUGAGGAACAUAUCUUCGAGGAGAUCAAGUCCACGGACAUGAAAUACAAAUCUCGUCUGAGGAGUCGCAUCUCCAACCUGAAGGACCAGAAGAACCCAGACCUGCGACGUAAUGUCCUGUGUGGCAACAUCUCUGCUCAGACCAUCGCCUCCAUGACCUCUGAGGCGAUGGCGAGUGCUGAGAUGAAGCAGAUGAGAGAAACUCUGACCAAAGAGUCCAUUCGUGAGCAUCAACUGUCCAGAGUGGGCGGGACAGAGACAGACAUGUUUGUGUGCAAAAAGUGUAAAGGCAAGAGCUGCACAUACACACAGGUGCAAACUCGCAGUGCAGACGAGCCCAUGACCACAUACGUGUUGUGUAACGACUGCGGACAACGCUGGAAGUUCUGCUGAGGAUCCAUCUUUUAUUCUCCUGCUGUGAUGUCAAACUAAAAAGGCCAGUUUUGCUUUGAUUGCUUUAUUUUGUAAGCGUUCUCCAAAUAUAUAGAAAUGUGUACGUCUCAGAAGUAAAGAAAGAAAAAGGUAUUUGUAGAGGAUGUGGUGUGGAGGUGGGAUGUUCAGUUGUAGUCAAUUAAUUGAUGUAAAUAUCAAUAAAAACAUUUUCUCC
This is a messenger RNA of Entelurus aequoreus (snake pipefish), 1260 nucleotides long. RefSeq names its product transcription elongation factor A (SII), 2 (gene tcea2). The transcript is spliced from 10 exons. Lineage: Eukaryota; Metazoa; Chordata; Actinopteri; Syngnathiformes; Syngnathidae. Bases 153 to 1046 code for a protein of 297 amino acids. Gene Ontology annotation, biological process: transcription elongation by RNA polymerase II; DNA-templated transcription. Gene Ontology annotation, cellular component: nucleus. Gene Ontology annotation, molecular function: nucleic acid binding; zinc ion binding. The record is from RefSeq and is a predicted model, not a curated record.